AUGUUGACCCCGUGUCCAGCAUUGCGGCGGCAAGUUCUUACGAUCUACAAAGAACUUCUUCAUUUAGGAAAGGAUUAUCCCACUGGAUAUACCCACUUUCGUCAAAACUUGCAUAAAGCUUUCAUAAAAAAUAUCUCAAUCGUUGAUGAAGAUGAAAUUAAAGCCAAUAUAAAACGCGCCGAAUUCGUUAAAAGAGGUAAGUGA
Messenger RNA from Blumeria graminis f. sp. triticale, 204 nucleotides. The record is from the annotation of a GenBank genome assembly. NCBI's taxonomy places the organism in Eukaryota, Fungi, Ascomycota, Leotiomycetes, Helotiales, Erysiphaceae.